AUGACGAAUACUUGUACUGUGAUAUGGUUUCGAAUAAUACUUAUCUUACCAUUUACUUCAAUCCUAACAUUGGUUUUGACCUUAAUUAUGUGUAGUCAAGUACCGAAUAAUAUUCAGCCAGGAGAGCAAUUACCUCAAAUAUCUGACCUUGGAACUGGUGAAGCACAUAAUUAUUUCAUGUCCGGUUUUAUCAUUUUGCUUCCACAAUUCUUAUUCAUGUUUAUUGGUAGACUUCAGUUUUUAAUUCAAUCCCAAAAAAUUGUUCAUUGUGCUAUCAUACUUCUUAUUCAUGUCAGUCUAUUCAUCUGUGGUAUAUUUCUUCUAAUUAUGGCCAUUGUAAAUGAAGACGAUCGCCGUACUCUACACUUGGUCGGCGCGAUUGGUACAUUUGCUUGCAUUGCAUUCUAUUGUAUUCUUCAUACAAUACUUAUCAUCUAUCUUUUUAUUCAUCGAUCAGAAGCUAUUGAACAUUCGAAUUUCAUUUUACCAUUGUGGUUUUUGGGGUGUACGAUUAUGUCGGUCGCCUCCUCUAUUGCUUUGGUUGUUACAUUUACAAGUAUUCCUGAAUAUUUUGCUGUUGGGACGCCUUUUCUCUAUUUUCUUGGUUUUGUGCCACAAUUUUGGUCAAAAGCAAAACUAAUUAAAGCCGAUACCAAUCUCACUCAUACUGUACGCAAUUCAAAUCCGAGUGAGACUUAA
Molecule: messenger RNA, 699 nt
Organism: Rotaria socialis
Lineage: Eukaryota; Metazoa; Rotifera; Eurotatoria; Philodinida; Philodinidae
Source: the annotation of a GenBank genome assembly